UGGCCACCGCCUUGGCUCAGUCCAGGAAGGGGCGGAGCCUGGGGACGGGGUAGGCUAAGAUUCAGGUUAAAGUGGGAAUUAGCUCGCAGUUACACAGACAUCUUAUCAUGGAGGCGAACGGGUUCGGACCCCAGACUUUCCCGGAGCUGAAGAAUGACACAUUCCUGCGGGCAGCCUGGGGAGAAGACACAGACUACACUCCAGUUUGGUGCAUGCGGCAGGCAGGCCGCUACUUACCAGAGUUUAGGGAAACUCGGGCUGCCCAGGACUUUUUCAGCACCUGUCGCUCCCCAGAGGCCUGCUGUGAACUGACUCUGCAGCCACUGCGUCGCUUCCCUCUGGAUGCUGCCAUCAUCUUCUCCGACAUCCUUGUUGUACCUCAGGCACUGGGCAUGGAGGUGACCAUGGUGCCUGGCAAAGGGCCCAGCUUUCCAGAGCCAUUAAGAGAAGAACGGGAUUUAGAGCGUCUCCGGGAUCCAGCAGUAGUGGCCUCUGAGCUGGCCUAUGUGUUCCAGGCCAUCACGCUUACUCGACAACGGCUGGCUGGGCGUGUGCCGCUGAUUGGCUUCGCUGGUGCCCCGUGGACUCUGAUGACAUACAUGGUUGAGGGUGGCAGCUCAAGCACCAUGGCUCAUGCCAAGUGCUGGCUUUACCAGAGACCAAAGGCCAGUCAUCAGCUGCUUCGCAUCCUCACUGAUGCUCUGGUACCAUAUCUCGUGGGGCAAGUGGCUGCUGGUGCCCAGGCAUUGCAGCUCUUUGAGUCCCAUGCAGGGCAUCUCGGUCCACAUCUCUUCAGUAAGUUUGCACUGCCCUACAUCCGUGAUGUUGCCAAGCGAGUGAAGGCCAAGCUUCAGGAGGCAGGCCUGGCACCAGUGCCCAUGAUCAUCUUUGCUAAGGAUGGACAUUUUGCCCUGGAGGAGCUGGCCCAGGCUGGCUACCAGGUGGUUGGGCUUGACUGGACAGUGGCCCCAGAGAAAGCCCGGGAGCGUGUGGGGAAGACCGUGACCUUGCAGGGCAACCUGGACCCCUGUGCCCUAUAUGCACCUAAGGUAACAGCCAGUGUCCCUAUGUGUGUCUGUGAGUUUGUCUCUGUGCACGCCCAUGACUGUGGGUAUGAUUGCGUUAUAUUGUGUGUUGUUAUGAUGUCUGUUUGUCCCUCCCCUGUAUCCCAUACACACCAUGUGAACUCUAGGAAUGCAGGAAUUUCUUUUUAUUGUUGUUCAUUUGUGUUUUCUUAGUGCCUGGCCCAUCCUAGGCAUCCAAUACAUUUUUUUGAAUUAAUGACUGAAUGAGUAACAGAGUGGAAGCAUACCUACAUGUAUGUGUGCCACUAUUAUGUACAGGGAGGACAGAGGCUUGCUGGCCCCCCUGUA
Molecule: messenger RNA, 1373 nt
Organism: Hipposideros armiger (great roundleaf bat)
Lineage: Eukaryota; Metazoa; Chordata; Mammalia; Chiroptera; Hipposideridae
Gene: UROD
Product: uroporphyrinogen decarboxylase
Exons: 9
Coding region: 108-1238 (376 amino acids)
Biological process (GO): heme biosynthetic process
Cellular component (GO): cytosol
Molecular function (GO): uroporphyrinogen decarboxylase activity
Source: RefSeq, a predicted model, not a curated record